Messenger RNA from Onthophagus taurus, 1251 nucleotides. The record is from RefSeq and is a predicted model, not a curated record. NCBI's taxonomy places the organism in Eukaryota, Metazoa, Arthropoda, Insecta, Coleoptera, Scarabaeidae.
AACGCCUUAGAUUUAAGCGCACCCGCCAGUGAUGUCUUAUUAAAAUCGAGAAAUAGCAGUUGGUUCCAACUAAGCGGUCAUCCGGAUAGUUUAGCCCCAGCGGGACCUGGAACUGUUUGGAAAAAACGCAGCGGAGAUCCGAGUGACACAGAAAGAUACGUUUAUGAAGAAUUAAGCAAAGAUCCGAGCCUGAGGGAUAUAGCACCAAGAUAUUUCCGCGAAGUUGAAUAUAAAGGAGAGAGAUUUAUUGAGUUGCAAGAUUUAUUAAGCGGAUUUCAAGACCCUUAUGUAAUCGACAUAAAAAUGGGUACAAGAACAUUCUUAGAAUGUGAAGUUGAAAAAACCAACGCUCGCAACGAUUUAUAUAAAAAAAUGAUAGCAAUUGACCCAAAUGGUCCAUCCAAAGAAGAACACCAAUUAAAAGCAGUUACGAAAUUACGUUACAUGCAAUUUCGUGAGAAUCAAUCGUCAACGAGAAGUCACGGAUUUCGUAUUGACGCGAUGAAAUGUCGCGGAUCACCCCCAGUAACUAAUUUAAAGACUAUUAAAUCACCCGAAGAUAUUGCAAGGACGAUGGAUACGUUUCUUGGUGGCAAAAGUGAAGUGAAACGACGACUUUUAGAUCGAUUGAGAGAGAUUCGAAUGAAAAUUGAACAAUCAGAUUAUUUUAAACGUCACGAAGUUAUUGGUAGUAGUUUAUUUAUGAUUUAUGAUGAUCAUAAAAUCGGGGCUUGGUUAAUUGAUUUUGCGAAAACGAAUAAAUUGGAUGAAGGGAAAACGGUUGAUCAUAGAACACCGUGGAAACUUGGAAAUCGCGAAGAAGGAUUAUUAUAUGGAUUUGAUCACUUAAUAAAUAUUAUCGAAAAUGUUCAAUGCUUGGAAAAUAAGAACAAUGGAACCAUGUCGAAACCUUUAACGGUUUCAGUUACUUCUUGAACUCGCUUAAUUAAGAAAAUUGUAUACAAAAAGAAUCCCUCUCCCUCUGUUGGAAGCAGAAAUGAGAAUUUGAUUAAAUUAACAACUUUUUUGAAGAAAGAAUUUUGAGUGUUUGGUCCGGAUCGAAGAUGUGCGCUUGAUUUUUUUUUAAAGACAAGAGUUUUGGUUUUUUUGACUGAUACGGAAAACAGUUUGAGCAUCCUAUCUAGUCAUUCCCCCCUGAUAAGUCUUAAUCUAGGUACUUAAGUAUUUAAUUAGAAUUAAGAAGCGUAUUAUUAAUAUUGUAUUUUUUGUAUAAUAAAACAUUUCAUUUUA